AUGAGUGAGUUCUCGGAGUCCACAUUGAAAAAUUUCAAAACGAUCAUAAUCGGUCGUACGAGCGUCGGCAAGAGUACUCUUCUGCUGCGUUAUGUCGACGGCGACUACAACCCGCAGCGACCAACCGUCGGCGUGGACUACAGAUUCAAGAAGGUGGUCCACGAGGGCAGCGAGUUCAACCUGGAGCUCUGGGAUUCGGCCGGCCAGGAGAGGUACAGGACCAUCGUUUACAACUACUUCACGCUGUCGAAGGCGGCAGUGGUGGUCUUUGACCUUACUGAUGAAUCCUCACUUGUGGAUGCCAGGACUUGGAUGCAGCAAUUGGUCCUCCACUGCGGAUCCGACAUCCCUAUCGUGCUGCUGGGCAACAAGAGCGACCUUAUCCCCCGCGGCUAG
Nymphaea colorata (pocket water lily) is the source of this 396-nucleotide messenger RNA. Its product is annotated as GTP-binding protein ryh1. Gene Ontology annotation, molecular function: GTP binding; GTPase activity. The transcript has a single exon. Bases 1 to 396 code for a protein of 131 amino acids. The record is from RefSeq and is a predicted model, not a curated record. NCBI's taxonomy places the organism in Eukaryota, Viridiplantae, Streptophyta, Magnoliopsida, Nymphaeales, Nymphaeaceae.